Molecule: messenger RNA, 2282 nt
Organism: Pantherophis guttatus
Lineage: Eukaryota; Metazoa; Chordata; Lepidosauria; Squamata; Colubridae
Source: RefSeq, a predicted model, not a curated record
UGUCUGCCUUCCUGCCUCCAUUCUCCCCUCCCUUCCUUCCCCUCAUUCCUCAGCCUGCCUGCCUGCCUGCCUGCCUGCCUGCCUGCCUGCCUAUCUGUCUGUCUAUCUAUCUAUCUAUCUAUCUAUCUAUCUAUCUAUCUAUCUAUCUAUCUAUCCGCUAUAGUAUCUCGUCUGGCAUAAUAAUAAAAGCGUUGAGACUUCUGCCUGGAUGGGAGAAAACAGGAAGGGCCAUUUUCUGCAACCUGGUCCUUACGACGCCCAUCAUCCCUUCCCUCACCAGGGCCAGUCUCUGUACGAGCAGAAGGUUUACCUGGAUGCCCUCGACUCCUUCACUCACGCCUGCGAGCUCCAGCCUCAGAGCACGCUUUACCGCAUGAGGAGCCUCCUCCUCCUUUUUUCGCCGGCCAGCAUCGCCUGCCUGGCUGCCAUGAACCGAUUCAACGAUUGCCUUCAGAUGGUCAACGAGGAGGUGGAGCUCGAGAAGAACAACGCCGACCUCUUCGUCCUGCGGGCUCGUCUCUUCGAAUAUUUUGGGAAGGCGAGCUGCUGUUUUUGCAACGUCCAAGAGGCCCUCGCGUUGGAUCCAGACCACGUGGAAGCCUGUCUUCUCUUGAAGAAGAUGACCAAAGAGGCAGAGAGGUCUAAAGAUUGCGCGGUGAGCUUGGCUAUCAAGGGCAACCUGAAAGGUGCUUUGCUGAAGAUCAAUCGAGCCAUCAACUACAACCCCUUGGAUGAAAAGUAUUUCCUCUUCAGAGGCACCCUCCUGCGCAGGCUGAAGGACUUCAGCGCGGCCAUUGACGACUACCUGAAGGCCGUCGAGCUGUGCCGUGCCGACGAGGCCAGCGAGGUGCGUAGCGAGGCUGAGAAGCAGGUGCUCCUGAGCUACAACGACUUUGCCGUCCACUGUUACUUCAAGGGCUGCUACGAAGAGGCGGUGCUGCUGCUCAACAAGGCGAUCAAAGGGGAGAAGAACGAGUUCGGCCUCUACAUCAACCGAGGGGACUGUUUCCUGAAACUGGGCCAGCUGAAUUUUGCCAUGGCGGAUUAUCAACAAGCUUUAGAGCUGCGUCCUUUAGAUCCCAAACUCCGGCGUCGCAUCGCUUGGCUCUCCAACGAGACCGGAUUGCAAGACUUCCGCGGAAACUUUGUGUGUGUUUUCAGGCAGUAUUUGCAGGCUGAAACGCAUUUCUCCUCUGCCGUGGACAACGAUCCCUGGGAAGUGAAGUAUUAUCUGAACAGGGCGAAGACUCGCGUGUUCCUGCAGGAGUUCCUGGGAGCUAAAGAAGACAUGAUCAGCGCCCUGCUGCUGAACCCCAACAAGGAGGAGGUCCGAGUCUUGAUGGGCAACCUCUUUCCGGGAGAGAGCGCAGAAUCCCUGCUCAACAGCAAAGUUGGAGAUUUGACCAAAGCUCUCCUGGAUCGAAAGCUGAAAUCUUUCCCCGGGGGAAAAGCCUUGCAGAGGCCUCUGAAAUCUGCAGGAUCCGAACCCCUGAUCAACGUGUACGUUCAGAUUGAGGACCAAAACUCUGAGACGUCGCUGGCCAAGGAGAAGGAGGAGGUUUCGGAAGAAAAAAAGCUGCAGAAGAAACUAUCUGAAUGUCAGCAAAAGUCACACCAGGCAAACGAAGAGCUGAAGGAUGCUUAUCAAAAUAAACCAGCGCUGGAAUCCAAAACUGUCUGGAUAGACCCCUGCCCUCGUCCGCCCCCCAAGGAUUGCCCCAAGGAACCGUACUGCUGGAGGAAAUUCUAAGAAAAGGCGUCGGUCCGUUUUAGGCCUGUCCGAAGCAUCGGCCUUGGGACGGAAACCCCUCUCUCCCCCCCUUCUUCUUGCUUUUCUCCCCAAAAUAUCCCAAAUUCCUAGUGAGUCAAACAAACCGGAUUUCUCCUGCUUGCCAGUUCAAAAACCCCACGAACUAUCUGGAUUCACCCUUAAAAGAGUUAGGAUCCCUUGGCCAGAUUUUGCUCGGCUAAGAGGCUUCGUUUCUGUAACCAAAACCCCAAAAUCUUGGAAAGGGCUGGGGUGUGUGUGAUGCCAUCCUUCCUUCCCUUUGGGGCCCUGAGUGACUUGUGGCAGACCCCCCGUUAAAAGUCUACCCAGUGAGAAAAAGCAGUUAGCACCAGAAUAAAUCUUUUCCCCGUAAUAAUUGCUUGAACUAUCGGAAAUCUGCAAGCUCACUUCUGUUGCAUUUUUUUUUUCUAGACUCUGGAAAAAGACUUGAUAUAUAAAGUUGCCUGCUUUUCCUGCUUUUUAUUUAAAUAAAGCAACCUUUUGAAGACCUUCA